UUUUUUUUUUUGGUCUCCCCCGCUCCCCCUCCCCAGCCCUGGCUCCUUUCAAUCAUCGUCUUCCUUCUUCAUCACACUUCAUCAUUCUUCUCCAUUCAUUCCUCAUCCUUCCUCAUCCUUCAUUCAUCCCUGUUCGCUAUUACUGUCAUUACAUCACGCCUCUUUACGUCUCCACGCCUUCCCACUGCUUCACGCUCCACCCUUCGCUUCCUACUCCCCCUCCUCUGCAUCAUCUUAAUCAUCUUCCAACUCCAUCCCCUUCCCUCCCCUCCCCACCUGAAUACUACUCUACAUACUCUUCUUUCCAUAAUCCUACAAGCAUACUCCAGCCCUAUCACCCCAUUCUUCAGCUACCCCUGCCCAUCCUCGCUUGCCGACAUAGACCCAAUCCUUCUGUCCAAUCGAACACUCCACUUGAACACCCGCAUCCAUCCCUAUAACAUACAUCCCAUACAGCACAUUCAAUGGGAAGCAGUCAGUCAUCAUUGCCGGGGCGCCUGCAAAAGAAGCCAAAGAUGACCCAGCAGGAACUCCAGCGACAGUACCAGAGGAACCUGAGCGAGCAACAGCUGGCAGAACAUUUUUCUGCCCGACAGGCACUCGAGAGCAACACCUUCACACGCGGCCCCCAAGAUUUCAAGCAGAUCCCCGGUAUCAAUGGACACGCCCCCUCAGUCAUCGCUUCAACUGCCAACAACGAGAGCUUCUACCACCAACGGGCCACCACCACUGUCCAUUCAGCAUCCAAUGGCAAGAACGGCCGCCAGAACUACCGUUGGUUUGACGGAAGACGCUACCACAACACCGAAGGCGCCGUCUACAUGCUUCCCAACGAUAUCGAUGAGAUGGACAGACUUCACCUGCAGCACUAUGUCAUUCGCCAUGCGUUCGGUGGCAAUACCCGCGCAAAAUUCGACGGCAAGAUCCACAAAGAUGUCCUAGAUGUCGGUUGUGGUCCGGGCACAUGGAUCCUUGAAAUGUCGACAGAGUACACAGAAACAAAUUUCACUGGAAUCGAUAUAUCAGCCGUAUGGCCCACAGAAAUCCGGCCCCGCAACUGCCGGUUUCAGGUCGUCAAUGCUCUUCAGGGUCUGCCCUUCGAGGACAACACCUUUGAUUUUGUCUACCAGCGAUUCAUGAUUUUCGCCUACCCUGCCAAGGACUGGCCCUUCAUCAUCCAGGAACUUGUCCGCGUCACCAAACCCGGUGGAACCGUCGAGCUCACAGAGAUCCCAAUCCUAUCGAACGCCAAUGGACCUGAACUCGCCAAGAUUCUGGAAGUGCUCGAACAGUUCUGCAUCUCAAAGGGAUUUGACACCAAGGUCGCCAAGAAAAUGGAUAUCCUGCUCCGUGACGCUGGUCUUGAUGAGGUCAAAGCCUGUCAUGCAUCAAUUCCCAUAGGCGCCUGGGGAGCCAAGGUCGGCCAGUUGAUGAGGGAAAACUCUGCAGGACUCUGGUCGAGUUUGAGGGGCUGGAUCAAGGAAUCGACAGGAAUGAACGACGCACAGUACGAGGCCAUGGUUAAGAGGGUCUUUAUCGAAUACGAGACACACAAGUGCUAUGCCAAUUGCUAUUGUGCUUGGGGUGUCAAACCCCAGCCCAGCGAACAGCAGACAGCAACACAAGCAGCCCUGACAACACCAACCUCAGCGUCCGAGUCCUCUCAUCCAGCAUCUUUAAUAUCAUCACAGGCAGAUAUCGGUCUAUCAUUGCCGACUGUGAAUCAUGCAGCGGUAGUGUAGCACGCCCUCUAGACAAUUUGAUUAUAGGCAUUAAGAUACGAAGACAGAAAAGAAAGAAGAAAACAUACUUUACUGUUUACCUGCUAUCGUAGCUACUAUUGCAGGUUAUGCGUUUGUCAACAGAUAGCGGUGUGGUUCAGAAUGAACCGAAAUGGCCCAUGUAUCGGUGUAGAAGAAAGAGUAACG
Gamsiella multidivaricata is the source of this 1928-nucleotide messenger RNA. RefSeq names its product S-adenosyl-L-methionine-dependent methyltransferase. NCBI's taxonomy places the organism in Eukaryota, Fungi, Mortierellomycota, Mortierellomycetes, Mortierellales, Mortierellaceae. The record is from RefSeq and is a predicted model, not a curated record. Gene Ontology annotation, molecular function: methyltransferase activity. The coding region runs from base 465 to 1742 and encodes 425 amino acids. The transcript has 3 exons.